This is a messenger RNA of Astyanax mexicanus (Mexican tetra), 4464 nucleotides long. It is a transcript of the gene hcn1, whose product is annotated as potassium/sodium hyperpolarization-activated cyclic nucleotide-gated channel 1. Lineage: Eukaryota; Metazoa; Chordata; Actinopteri; Characiformes; Acestrorhamphidae. Gene Ontology annotation, molecular function: voltage-gated potassium channel activity. The transcript is spliced from 8 exons. The record is from RefSeq and is a predicted model, not a curated record. Gene Ontology annotation, biological process: potassium ion transport; transmembrane transport. Gene Ontology annotation, cellular component: membrane. Bases 254 to 3088 code for a protein of 944 amino acids.
AGAGAUAGAGAGAAAGAGAGAGAGAGAGAGAGAGAGAGAGAGAGAGAGAGACAGGCUGACUCUAUCUCUCAGUGCUCUGCAGCGCGAGCGCGCGGCUCCUCCACCUCCACCACCACCAGCAGCACGAGCAGCAUCAUCAGUAGCAGUAGCAGCAGCACUGGCUUCAGCAGCAGCAGCGGCAGCGCGCGGAGGCCAAUGGUAAGCGCGCGCCGCUGCUUCGCCUUCGUGUCCGCACCCGCGAGCUUAUGGGCACAUGGAGGAGGGCAUGAUGAAGUCCAACUCGUUCUCCAGCAACAGGGAGGAGAAGGCGGAGGCGGACGGCCGGAACAGCGUGUUUCAGCGGCAGGACUCGGCGCUGCUGAAGAAGAACAGCACCGGAGGAGGAGGCGGUGGAGGAGGCGGAGGAGGCGGUGGCAGCAGCGGCAGUAACGCCGCCAACGCCGCCGCCUCCGCCGGCAAGGAGCACGCCAACUCCGUGGCGGUGAAGACGGACCGCGAGGAGACCAUGCUGGGGCUGGAGGACGCCGACCCCGCGGGCCGGUCGCACGGCUUCAUGCAGCGGCAGAUCGGGGCCAUGCUGCAGCCCGGAGUCAACAAGUUCUCCCUGCGCAUGUUCGGCAGCCAGAAGGCGGUGGAGAAGGAGCAGGAGCGCGUGCAGACCGCGGGCUACUGGAUCAUCCACCCCUACAGCGACUUCAGGUUCUACUGGGACUUGAUAAUGCUCAUCAUGAUGAUGGGGAAUCUAAUCAUCAUUCCUGUUGGAAUAACCUUCUUUUCUGAGCAAACCACCACCACCUGGCUGGUGUUUAACGUGGCCUCGGACACCAUCUUCCUGGUGGACCUGGUCAUGAACUUUCGCACGGGCAUUGUGAACGAGGAGAGCUCCGAGAUCAUCCUGGACCCUAAGGUCAUUAAGAUGAACUACCUGAAGAGCUGGUUUGUGGUGGAUUUCCUCUCCUCCAUCCCCGUGGAUUAUAUCUUUCUGAUUGUCGAGAAAGGCUUUGACUCGGAGGUGUACAAAACGGCCCGAGCGCUGCGAAUCGUCCGCUUCACCAAAAUCCUCAGCCUGCUCCGCCUGCUGCGGCUGUCCCGCCUCAUCAGAUACAUCCACCAGUGGGAGGAGAUUUUCCACAUGACCUAUGACCUGGCGAGUGCAGUGGUACGAAUCUUUAAUCUGAUUGGUAUGAUGCUGCUGCUGUGUCACUGGGACGGCUGCCUGCAGUUCCUGGUGCCUCUGCUCCAGGAUUUCCCUCCGGAUUGCUGGGUGUCGUUAAACGGUAUGGUUAACGACUCCUGGGGAAAGCAGUACUCGUACGCCCUCUUUAAAGCCAUGAGUCACAUGCUGUGUAUCGGUUAUGGAGCUCGAGCGCCCGUCAGCAUGUCCGAUCUGUGGAUCACCAUGCUCAGCAUGAUCGUGGGGGCCACCUGCUACGCCAUGUUCGUGGGCCACGCCACCGCCCUCAUCCAGUCCCUGGACUCCUCGCGACGCCAGUAUCAAGAGAAGUAUAAACAAGUGGAGCAGUACAUGUCCUUCCACAAGCUCCCAGCCGACAUGCGGCAGAAGAUCCACGACUAUUACGAGCAUCGCUACCAGGGCAAGAUCUUCGAUGAGGAUAACAUCCUGAACGAGCUUAACGACCCUUUAAAAGAGGAGAUUGUUAACUUCAACUGCCGUAAGCUGGUGGCCACCAUGCCUCUGUUCGCCAACGCCGACCCCAACUUUGUGACGGGAAUGCUGAGCAAGCUCAAGUUCGAGGUGUUCCAGCCCAACGAUUACAUCAUCCGCGAGGGAACUGUGGGUAAAAAGAUGUACUUCAUCCAGCACGGCGUCGCCAGCGUCAUCACCAAGCACAACAAGGAGAUGAAGCUCACAGACGGCUCCUAUUUCGGAGAAAUCUGUCUACUAACGAAAGGCCGGCGCACGGCCAGCGUCCGCGCCGACACGUACUGCCGCCUCUUCUCCCUGUCUGUCGACCACUUCAACGAGGUCCUGGAGGAAUACCCCAUGAUGCGGCGCGCGUUCGAGACGGUGGCUAUUGACCGCCUGGACCGCAUCGGGAAGAAGAACUCACUUCUACUGCAGAAGUUCCAGAAGGAUCUGAACGCUGGCGUGUUCAACACGCAGGAGAACGAGCUGCUGAAGCAGAUCAUCCGGCAGGACCGGGAGAUGGUUAUGAUGGUCGAAAGGAAGCAGUCGGUAACGGGGGCCAACUCGACACCGAUGUCUGGAAACUCCAUCAUUAACUCUCCUGCUCAGCCGCCGUUCAUUAACUUCGCCAACAGCCAGUUCCAGCAAGCCGCCCCCAUGACCUACAGCACCGCCGCGUCCAUCACCCCGGCCGCCCGCAUAGCUCAGGGCGUCCUGUUCUCCGCAUCCGGCAUUUCACCUGGAAACCUGGGUACCUCCUCCCCGAACCCGCAGACCCCACUGCAGCAGCCGAGCGGCAUCAAGUCGCCCUGUUCCUUCACGGCGGCCGUUUGCAGCCCUCCGGUCCAGACGCCUUUAUCCAGCCGAACGUUCCAGUACGGCUCGCCCACCGCCUCCCAGCUUUCCCUGGUACAGCCGACCAUUCCUCAGCAGUCCUUAGCAGCACAGCAGCAGCAGCAGCAACAACAACAGCAGCUGCCAUCUUCCCAACAGCCUCAGCCUCAACAGGCUUCUCCCCAAAGAAGCGAAAUCCACAAAAGCACGCAGGCGCUCCAGUCCGGAAGCCUUAGCCGAGACAUUCGCCACCUCUCAGCCUCCCAGCCCUCUUUACCCCACGAAACCUCGCUAGCCGUCCGGCCGCACCCAUCCUCCGGCGAAUCUCUGGCCGCCAUCCAGCCCCCUGCAGCCACAGCCCAGGUCCAGGCCCAAAUCCAGGCCCAAGUUCCAGUGGUCCAGGCCGUCCCUCAAAGCGGCAUCCGCACCACUGUCCCUCAGAGGGUGGCGCUCUUCCGCCAGAUGUCGUCGGGAUCUUUACCGCCGGUGCGCGCCGCGCCCUCUAGCCUCCAGCACAGGGAUUCCACGGCGUCCAGACGAGAAUCGGCGGUCUUGAGCAGUACAGAGACCGAUCAAGACAAGAUGCGAUUCGCAUCGAAUUUAUGAUCCCGUUUCCUUUGUUUUUUUUUCCUUCUUUAUUUUUUUUUUUUUAAACGAAUUCUGCUUCAUUUUUAUGGAGAAAAUGGGAAAGAGAGACUGAAGAAGUAUUUUUUUUUGUUUUUUCUCCAACUCCUCUCUAAAAGAUAACCUCAUAGAUGAUCCUGUACAGACUGCCCUUGUAUUAUAUUUUAGACAUUUCCCCUUCAACUUAAGAAUGUAUAUUAUACAAAUAUAUAUGUGUAAAUCCAACUAGAAUAUUUGGCAUUGACUAUAUGAAAAAGACACAGUAACAGAAACAGUAGUAGAAAUGCAAGUCUUCCUUUCUCAUAUAUAUGACCAAACACGUCAAAGAGGAUUUUCUCUCUUUUUUUUUUUUCUUUUUUUUUUCUUCUCUCCUUUCCAUUGAUUUCGAUAGAUUUUUUUGCUUUCCUUUUUUUUUUAUUGUAACUGGAAUGCAAUGUGAAACCAGACGGUGACGUUAUGAAUUUAUUUAUUUAUUCUUUACUUGGAGAAGAUAGAAGAUGACAACAACAUGAGUCCAGCAUUCAGCAGCUUUUGGCAUCACUGUGGAAAAUAAUAAUAAAAAAAAAAAAACCUGCACGCAAACAAUACUGGAAACCACUGAAAAUACAAAAUGAAAAAAAAGCACAUUCAUAAAAACACAAUACCAGUGGAAGACAAAAUUCAUGGGAGAAGUUUGAAGGACCACAAUAAUGGGCAAUAAUGCGGGUAAAAAAAUAUAUAGGCUGAAUUACCCUCUGCAAUACUUUCUGAAGUGCAGUCACUGGUGUAGUGUUAAGACCGUGGCAGUGUUAUGGGUCCAAAGGGAAUAAAUAUUGCAUUUGCUGCUUUUUUUUUGUUCUUUUUAUUUUUAUUUCUCUCUUUUUGUUUUUUUUUCCGUUUCGUUUUUAUAGAGCGAGUGUGGUUGCAGUUGGAUGUCGUUGGAUAAUAUUAUUUUCUACUCCUAAUUUCUGACUGAGAUGGACACAAUGAAAUGUCGUUUAAUGACUAUAUGUACAUUUAUAAUAUUUAUAAACUAAAGAUUAUCACCAUUAUGCAAUAGACUGUGAUAUAAAGAUAAACUAUGUGUGUUGUAAAUAGUUUUGUAGAUCUAGUAUUUACAGAAUAAUGUGUGGUGCAUUCUCAAAUCAUGGCAAUGUCUUACUUCUGUCUGAAGCCUGGAUAUCACCUAUAUAUAUAUAAAUAUAUAUACAUAUACCUGUAUCGUCGCUGUCGCACAAAAACCUUAUCUGCUGUUUUUUUUAUUACUUAAAUGCGGGUGGCGGCAGAUUAAAUCUUUACAUUCUCUCCAAAUCAAAGUUUAGGAUAAAUUGAUUUAAUUGAAAUGCGGCAAAAAAAAAAAAAUAUAUAUAUAUAUAUAU